ACGCACGUCUGAGAUGUUUGCUUUUAUUUUGAAAGUGUUGUGAGGAAGCCGUGUCGUUUCCUCGCUCAACCUGACACCGCUCUGCAAAGACGAGCCCUCUUGGUUUCUUCAAACAUCACUAGGUCAAAGUGAGGUUAACUUGACUAUUAUGGACCCCAGCGGACCUCCGAAGGAAUGGCCGAAUGAGAAGUCGUCCAUGGGCCAGGCGCCCCCUCCGCCCUACCAGGACAAUCCGUACCCAGGAUACAACCAGCCUGGGCCGGGGUAUCCCCAGCCAGGGCCGGGGUACCCCCAGCCUGGAGUCGUCGGUUAUCCACAGGCUCCGGGGUCUGGACAUCCGCCAUACGGCCCCGGGUACGGACAGCAGCCGUACGUGGCGGGUCAAGGGUACCCGCCCCAGCAAGGCAUGGUCACGGUUCAGCCCACGGUGUUUGUGACGCGUGGGCCGCUGGAGAACCCUGUCAACGACCACCUGUGCUACUCCAUCUUCACGCUCAUCUGCUGCUGCCUGCCUCUUGGAAUCGCUGCCCUCGUCUACUCCAUUAAUACCCGAGAGGCAAACCACAGCGGGGAUCGGCAAACGGCCGAGCGGUGCAGUCGGACGGCCAGGACCCUGAACCACGUGUCCCUGGGACUCGGCAUCGGGGGCUUCGUCCUCUUGAUUAUCUACGCUGUGGUGGUUUUCAGCCUGGUGUAAAUGGUAAACGACUCCUAAUCCCAUUCGCCGUUUUCAAAUCAAUUCAGAUAAGACGAUUGAAGUCAACAAAGGAAAAAUGCGCGAAAACCAUUUGAUAUCUUUUGCCUUUUUUUGCAACUUGACCAAAUUCAAGUGAUUGCAACCAAUAUUUGAGCCAGGUGGAUUGCGAAAUCUUUACAAGCCAGCUUCGUUGGUGUUUAGUACAUGCAUGAUAAUUACCUCCACUAAACAUUUCUGAAUUGGAAUUUCUCCCUGAGAGAUGUUAAUCACUUCAAUAAAUUGGGGAUUAGAAAAAAAAAAAA
This is a messenger RNA of Syngnathus typhle (broad-nosed pipefish), 999 nucleotides long. RefSeq names its product cysteine-rich and transmembrane domain-containing protein 1-like. Gene Ontology annotation, cellular component: membrane. Bases 149 to 697 code for a protein of 182 amino acids. Lineage: Eukaryota; Metazoa; Chordata; Actinopteri; Syngnathiformes; Syngnathidae. The record is from RefSeq and is a predicted model, not a curated record. The transcript has 4 exons.